Molecule: messenger RNA, 1260 nt
Organism: Malaclemys terrapin pileata
Lineage: Eukaryota; Metazoa; Chordata; Testudines; Emydidae
Gene: ZMAT4
Product: zinc finger matrin-type 4
Exons: 7
Coding region: 128-817 (229 amino acids)
Cellular component (GO): nucleus
Molecular function (GO): zinc ion binding; nucleic acid binding
Source: RefSeq, a predicted model, not a curated record
UGCUGAAAGAUCUGGUCGCAGAGCGGGGAAAGCUGUAAUCGUAACUCCAGAGUGCUUCUAUCUCAGCAGCAUCACUGGAACAGCUCUGUUAUCCUCUAGCGCCAGCCCAGCCAGCAAUAGAAAGCAGAUGAAGUCGUCUGAUAUUGACCAAGAAUUAUUCACUGAAAGCUAUUGCAAAGUGUGCAGUGCUCAGCUAAUAUCAGAAUCUCAGCGGGUGGCACAUUAUGAGAGUCGGAAACAUGCGAGCAAAGUGAGACUUUACUACAUGCUACAUCCCAUAGAUGGAGGCUGCCCGGCCAAGAAGCUCCGAUCAGAAAACGGCAGUGAUGCCGACGCAGUGGACAAGAACAAAUGCUGCACGCUAUGUAACAUGUCCUUCACCUCGGCAGUGGUGGCCGAAUCACAUUACCAAGGCAAAAUCCAUGCCAAACGGUUAAAACUGUUGCUAGGUGAACAGCCAGCACUAAAGGCCACAGAAACCACUCUGAGUUCACUAAAGCAGCCACAUGCGGAUAGUUCUCCUGUGGUGUCUUCACCUCACCAAAGAAGAGACUCAGACAGGUACUGCCAGCUCUGUGCAGCCUGGUUCAAUAACCCCAUGAUGGCACAACAACAUUAUGAUGGCAAAAAGCACAAAAAGAACGCAGCCAGGGCCGACUUAUUAGAACAACUAGGGAAGACAUUGGAUCUAGGAGAGUUGAGAGGUCUGAAGCGUAGUUACACUUGUAACAUCUGUAAUGUCACUCUAAACUCAAUAGAACAGUAUCACGCUCAUCUGAAGGGCUCCAAACAUCAGACCAACCUGAAGAAUCAAUAGUGAUUCAUCAAUCAAAAGAAGGAAAAAACAUCAAGAUUUUUUCUGUAAAGAAGAGUCUAUUAACCAAUAGAAAGGAUACUUUCUUGGACAAUGAGCAUUUCCUAUGUGGAUUCAUUAAUUAACGUAUAACUAAAUCUUCACUUUGGACAAAUACAUGGAUUUUCUUUUUUAAUUUUGUGGUGAGUUAAAAUAUUUGGAUGGAUUUUUUUUUUUUACCUUUUCAAGAUAAUAUAUUCAGCGCACAGUCUAAAGUAUGAUAAAUAUCCUUUAAGAAACAGCAUCUAAACAUCACUCAUCCUCAAAGACAGUGGAAAUAAAAUAUUUUAUUUUUUUCAUAUUUAUUCUUAGAUUUCUUCUGAGAAUAUAAAAUUGCUCUAUUAAAUUAUCCAUGAUUGUGAUGUAAUCAGUCUUCAACCAGAAAUAAACAUGAUUUCUUCACCUUC